This is a messenger RNA of Harpegnathos saltator (Jerdon's jumping ant), 4494 nucleotides long. It is a transcript of the gene eag, whose product is annotated as potassium voltage-gated channel protein ether a go-go. The transcript is spliced from 14 exons. Bases 438 to 4052 code for a protein of 1204 amino acids. The record is from RefSeq and is a predicted model, not a curated record. Gene Ontology annotation, biological process: potassium ion transmembrane transport; regulation of membrane potential. Gene Ontology annotation, molecular function: voltage-gated potassium channel activity. NCBI's taxonomy places the organism in Eukaryota, Metazoa, Arthropoda, Insecta, Hymenoptera, Formicidae. Gene Ontology annotation, cellular component: voltage-gated potassium channel complex; plasma membrane.
UCUCUCUCUCUCCUCUCUCUCUCUCUCUCUCUUCUUUCUCUCUUCGGGCAGAGCCGCUCGUUGUACAGCCGGCCGCGCGCGGAAAACCGCAUCGAAACCGUGCCGACGCGGCCCGCGCGGCUGUCGCGCGGCUUCGCCGCGAACGCGUUCGCGUUCACGUGCCGAUCUAAUGAGUCGCGACGGCGAGUCGCGGCCGAGCGACGUCGCGGGCGACUCCGAGUGCGCGAGGUGUGCCGUUCUUCUUGUAACCCCGCGCGUAAACCCGCGAGAUACCUGCUGGUGAGUCGCCGGUGUAAGAGCGCGAUACGCGCGCGCGCGCGCGCGCAGGAUCCUCGCGAUGCAUCGCGGCCGGCUCGAGAUCGUCCUAGCCGCAGGCUAGCCGAGGUCCUGAUAGCCACCGCAGCGACCAGGAUCCGGGACCAUUCAAGCGAGAAAGGAUGCCAGGGGGGCGCAGGGGCCUGGUAGCCCCCCAAAACACGUUCCUGGAGAACAUCAUACGACGCAGCAGCAGUCAACCCGAUAGCAGCUUCCUACUGGCAAACGCCCAGAUCGUCGACUUCCCGAUCGUCUAUUGCAACGAGAGCUUUUGCAAGAUCUCCGGCUACAAUCGUGCCGAGGUUAUGCAAAAGUCAUGCCGUUGCGGAUUCAUGUACGGGGAGCUGACGGACAAGGAAACGAUCGCCAGGAUCGAGGAGUGCCUCGAGGGUCAGAUCCACGAUCAAUUCGAGAUCCUGCUGUACAAGAAGAACAGUACCCCACGAGAGACACCGUUAUGGCUGCUCCUGCAAAUAGCGCCCAUCAAGAACGAGCGGGACCUCGUCGUCCUGUUCCUGCUGACGUUUCGAGACAUCACCGCCCUGAAGCAGCCCAUCGAGACGGACGACAGCAAAGGCGGCCUCUCCAAAUUCGCCAAACUCGCCAGAUCGGUCACCAGGUCGAGAUCGGUCCUAGUUUCUCAGUUCAGCUCACACCUGCCGGCCCUGAAGGAUACAGCCGUGCCGACCACCGCCAAACAAUCGCACUUGGCUCAUAUGAUGUCCUUAAGCGGCGAUGUUAUGCCGCAAUACAGACAAGAAGCCCCGAAAACACCACCGCACAUUCUACUGCAUUAUUGUGCAUUUAAGGCGAUCUGGGACUGGAUCAUUUUGUGUUUGACCUUUUACACAGCCAUCAUGGUGCCGUAUAACGUCGCAUUCAAGAACAAGACCAGCGAGGACGUCUCCCUCCUGGUCGUCGACAGCAUCGUCGACGUGAUCUUUUUCAUCGACAUCGUACUCAAUUUCCACACAACGUUCGUCGGCGCCGGCGGCGAGGUGGUGUCCGAUCCGAAGGUGAUCAGAAUGAACUACCUCAAGUCCUGGUUCAUCAUCGAUCUGCUGAGCUGCCUGCCGUACGACGUGUUCAACGCCUUCGACCACGACGAGGACGGGAUUGGUAGCCUGUUCUCGGCUCUGAAGGUGGUGCGGCUGCUGAGGCUCGGCAGGGUCGUACGCAAGCUAGAUCGGUAUCUGGAGUAUGGAGCCGCGAUGCUCAUUCUUCUGCUCUGUUUCUACAUGUUGGUUGCUCACUGGCUGGCCUGUAUCUGGUAUGUCACAUUAAGGUAUUCGAUAGGGCGAUCGGAUGCCGACAAUGGGGUACAGUAUUCCUGGUUGUGGAAGCUGGCCAAUGUUACCCAGUCACCGUACAGCUACUUGUGGACCAAUGCCAGCACUGCGCCAGAGCUAGUAGCCGGCCCGUCACGCCGCACGAUGUAUGUCACUGCUCUUUACUUCACAAUGACUUGCAUGACCUCCGUGGGCUUCGGGAACGUUGCGGCCGAGACCGACAACGAGAAGAUUUUUACCAUCUGCAUGAUGAUCAUUGCUGCCUUACUGUACGCCACGAUCUUCGGUCACGUCACCACGAUCAUCCAGCAAAUGACGUCCGCCACCGCCAAGUAUCACGACAUGCUGAACAACGUGAGGGAGUUCAUGAAGCUCCACGAGGUGCCCAAGGCUCUGAGCGAGCGCGUCAUGGAUUACGUCAUCAGCACGUGGGCGAUGACGAAAGGCUUAGACACUAACAAAGUUCUCAACUACUGCCCCAAGGAUAUGAAGGCCGACAUUUGCGUGCAUCUGAAUCGGAAGGUCUUCAAUGAACACGGUGCCUUCAGGUUAGCGUCCGACGGAUGCCUGCGCGCUUUGGCGAUGCACUUUACGAUGUCGCACAGCGCGCCGGGCGAUCUGCUCUACCACACGGGCGAAUCCAUCGACUCUCUGUGCUUCAUCGUGACCGGCAGCCUCGAGGUGAUACAGGACGACGAGGUGGUGGCGAUAUUGGGCAAGGGUGACGUCUUCGGCGACAGCUUCUGGACGAACUCGUCGGUCGGCCAAAGCGCGGCGAACGUUCGGGCGCUUACUUACUGCGACCUGCAUACGAUCAAGCGGGAUCGGCUGCUGGAGGUGUUGGACUUCUAUCAGGCUUUCGCCAACUCCUUCGCCAGGAACCUGAUCUUGACUUACAACCUGAGCCACCGGCUUAUCUUCCGGAAAGUCGCCGAUGUACGCCGGGAGAAGGAGCUGGCCGAGAGAAGGAAGAACGAGCCGCAGCUGGACCAAGCUCAGGAUCACCUCGUCCGCAAGAUCUUCUCAAGGUUCAAGACCGACGGGGAAGGCCAGAUCGGCGUGACCAGGACCGUGAGCGGACGGUCCCAGCAGGAUUCCGACGAGGAGCUCACCGUGAACGUCCUGCCACCAUGGCCGAGUUUUAGGUUUCGCAGAGAGAGGCAACACACCGAUGUGGAGAAGGGCGACGGUAAGGAUGCCAAGGACGGCGAGACGUCGCACUCCAGGAAGCAGUCCACCACCGAGGAAGGCACAACCGUCGUCAAGGCGCGAUCGGGCAAAUGGGGCCGUUUGUUAGGUAGCUCGAGUUUGGACUCUGGCAGCGAGUCGGGCACGGCCGGCGACACCUUCAAGAGGUCACUCAGCGCGAGGGACUCGCGCCCGAGCUCGAGCGCCAGCACCAACAAGGUAUUCCCGAAGCUCGCCAAACUGAGCGGUACGAUCGAGGAGGGUGGCGACAACGUCGAGAAUCCGAAGGACGCUCAGCCACAGCAGCAGCCACAGCAGCAGCCACAGCAGCAGCAGCAGCAGCAGCAACAGUCGUCGCAACAGCAAAUUACCCUCGCGGUAGACUCGAAGCAGCUGCAGCUGCGGCGUCUGGAGAGCUACGACGGCGGUCUGAUCACGACGCAACCGAGCCACGAGCGCGAGAUCCUCGCGGCGGUGCUAGAAGUGAAGGUGGACCUGAAGCUGGAGGUGCAGAGGGUGAACCAGAGGCUAGCUAAGAUCGAAGACAUGCUGCAGGCGCUGAUGAACAGACUGCCGCCAGCCGCGGCAACGCCGACCGGCGGCGGUGGCAAUGGCGGCGGCGGCGGCGGCGGCGGCGGCGGCGGCGGCGGCGGCGGCGGCGGCGGCGGCAGCGGCGGCGGCGGCGGCGGGCCUCAACAAGCGCAGAAAGGCUCGAGCUUCGGCAACGGUGCUCAAAAUCAGCCGUCGGUCAUCAGCCCGAGCAUAACGGUGGUGCAGUCCGGCACUCAGACCACCGAGUACAAGCCGUCGAUCGCGACCACGUCGACGUCCACGACGCCGAGCGAGGGUUACCGGGAGCAGUCGACGGCGACGGAGCGUAUGCCGAAGAGUCAAGAGCACCACCAUCAUCAUCAUCACCACCACCAGUCGUCGGAACGGCUCAAGGACACCGAUCGACUGACCGGGGUGUCGUCGAGGGACGUGAACAAGGAGCUGCUGGAGCGGCUGGCGCAGGCUUCCACGUCGCGCGGCGACGACUCGAACGCGCUGGGGCCGUUGAUCCUGCGGAAGCGCAGGAGCAAGUCGCGCAACAAGGGCGCGGCGCCGCUCGCCCCGCUCGCCACGCAGCCGGUCAGCCCGUCGGAGGCCACCGAGACCACGCAGAUGCUGGAGUGCACCGACGACCGAGAGCCGAGCGCCGACAGGACCGAGCGAUCCGAGCGGAAGAGACCACCGCCCCGGCCGAGGGAAUAUUUGUGAAAGUUCUUCACGCGUUGCGACCGGACGCGGCGGCUUCUCUACUUCCUCGUCGUGAGACAAUUCGCGAUCGCGACUUCCGGCCGGCGCGCGGUGCUCUAGCGAGUCUCGGCUCGGGCGAGCGGCCGCGAGCGGGAAUCGCCGGCGCCGGCGCCGGCGCCGGCGUCGGCGAUUGCCUCGCUUCUGAAGCGUAUGUACAUCGAAGAACUGCUACCGUUUCGUUACUUUCGUUCGCACGCGUACGUGGAGUCGAUCGAUCGAUCGGCUCUUCACGACGGAAGAUGGCACGUUACGUGACGCGGCUGAAACGUUCACGCUUCGCGCGCACGCGCGACCGCGUUGUUCUUCUCGCGUGUGCUCGGACCUCCUCCCCGCGGGUGACGAUCGGCUACAAACGCGGCUGCUAAGCUGCGGCUCUGAAAGUUUCUCCACGCGUCACCGUUAA